GGGAGGUUUUCUAAGAUGGCAUUGCAGAAGGGAGUGUAGGGCCUUCUUCCCCCCCUGCAGCAGCAAUGUUGACGCGCGGAUGCUGCAAUGUGCAACGGCGGGCCUGAUAUUCUCUGCGGCGGUCUUCACGGGGUGCCUGACGAUGGAUUGGGUGAGCACGGCGCCCGGUGUGGAGCACUACCCCCACCACCGAUACUGGAACAUGUUCCGUAUCAAGGGCAAGAAGGAGCAGACCUACAGCCAGAUAUACAAGGACAUGUGUCUCCGGGGCCAGGCCAAGUUCGUGGCGGGCAUGUGCAUCUCGCCCCUCUGCAAGUACUACUUCUACGGCAAGUGCAAGGGGUACGAGAUCAUCUUCUACGGCAGCCUCAUCGGCAUCCUCUGCACUGUCCUGGGGGUCACGCUGCAGUGCGUCGGCACCAGCUGCCUCUGCAGCAGCAACAGCCGGUCGGUCAGCAUGGGUUUCCUUAUCGGGCUGCUGGGCGUGGUCCUCAACAUAGUCGCGGGGCCGCUCUUCCUCAUGAUGGUCAAGUCGGGCAUCGACUAUAUCAACGUCUACGGCAUCUACCCCUUCCCGGCGCCCGACAUGGGCUUCAUCGCAUGGCUGGUCGCCGUCAUGGCCGUCGUCCCCAGCGCCAUAUGUGCCUGCUGCUACAACACGGCCGUCCAGUGGGAGGCCAAGGAAGCCGAAAGUGACGAGGGGAGUGAAGAAUCCGACUGACUGACAGACAGACUACUAAGGUAGAGAGAUGCUUGAUGGCUGCAAGGGGCGAUGGAAAUAAUGAG
Molecule: messenger RNA, 786 nt
Organism: Vitrella brassicaformis
Lineage: Eukaryota; Vitrellaceae
Source: the annotation of a GenBank genome assembly